Molecule: messenger RNA, 495 nt
Organism: Penicillium antarcticum
Lineage: Eukaryota; Fungi; Ascomycota; Eurotiomycetes; Eurotiales; Aspergillaceae
Exons: 2
Coding region: 1-495 (164 amino acids)
Source: RefSeq, a predicted model, not a curated record
AUGGACGACAACCCUCGCAUCAUCGAGGCCAUGUUACGCUCUUUCUACGGACUGUCUUACGACGGUAUCAACAAAGCUACCAACGAGAUUACCAAGCGGAGUACCUCAAGGUUCAAGCCUGACUCACUUUUGCUUCUGCCGUGCAAAAUCUCUGGGCCUCGAAUAAUUUCAUGGUUGCAGGUUCUCAAGCAUAUACCACCACCAAAGCAAGAUCGAGGUCUUCGUGAUUUUAUCGUAGCAAUAUGUCAAACACAUAGGAGGGACUUGCGGGAGAAACAGGAACUCGAAAAUUUUCUCGCGAAUAUUCCUGGGCUUGCCAGCGAUCUUGUGCUGCUUUCGCGUCAAUACAUUCCUCCAAAUUUGUCUUUGGAGCCGCGUAUCGUCGAGUCUUAUGUUUGCAUGGAUUGUUUGUCGAAGUGGCAGAUCCAAGUUGGUAAUGUAAAGGAUUUCCUUGAAUGCCCUUUUUGUCAUCAUGAACAAGUACUUCCUUUCUGA